AGUUAAUUUCUGUCACACACACAACGCCACGUGCUAUCUCAUUGCGAAAAAUCUUCAUUUUGCAAAGGGGUCAUGUUUGGGCAGUUAAAAUGACAACUGACAACAGCUUUUUGACAGAUUUGAACAAUUUCUAUUUCCCACUCUCUACUAUCGGAUCUGUUUGUUUAUCAAUGCAGCAUGAAGCAUUGAUACAUAAAUAAAAGUUCUUUCCUCACAGUCAUCGAACGAAGUCUACCUGAAAAUUGGAGGAAAACGAGACGAAACAGGCAGAAAAAGAAAAGGAAAUAUGGCGUUGUCUGGUGGAAUGCCAGGCUCAGUAUCUGCCUUGUUAGCAGAACAGGAGUCUUGUUACAUGGACUUCGCGGAAGCACUGAAGCGCAUUGUAACAAGCAAAACUUUCGAUAAGGAGUCGUUCAAGAACAGGCCGUUAAACAUUUCCGAGGCCUACGUUUUGCUGUGGCAAAAUAUGACGAGCGGAAGUAUUGAUGGUAAAUCGAACAUGAAUCUACGAGUUGGUGCAUUUGCUGCAGUACUUGUCGACUUGCUUGUUCGAGACAAAGUUGAAAUAGUCAAUGACGUAACUCACUUGGGAAGUGACCAGAAUCAGAAAUAUAUCGUUAAGGUUCUUGAUACAAAACCUACGGGAACAUACUUGGACAAUGCUGGAUUUAGUAAAAUUCUGGCCUACCAAAAGGCAAAUUCAAGUGGGCCCAGGCUGCUUGAAACCUGGUUAGAAGAGGGACGUGAGGACGCUGUCACUCCAACCUUGAAAAAUCUGAUCGAGAGAAAGAUUCUGGGAGAUGUACACACGGGGCUCUUUGGCACGUUGCAUAAAUACCCAACAAAAGAUGCAAGCUUUGAAACUGCUUUGGAUGCAGAAAUGAAGCAGGUUUCAUUGAAAGAGUGCAAGCCCGAUAGCUUCAUGUUGUCUUUGUUGACUUUGUCAAGAACAGCUGACAAUCUGUUCACAUUUGUUGAUCCAAUUUUGCGGAAACAUUUCACCAAAGACGAAUACAAAGUGGCGAAAGAAAACAUCAAAGUGAUUGUGCAAUCCCAAGGAGAAGUCUUAAGAAGUCCGAAACUUGAUCGCAAAAAGCUCAAAAUCUUAAGAUAACUAGUAAUAAAUCAUCACAACACUUUAAACUAUAGUAAUUUUUUGGGUCAUUACACUGAACGGUUGAGGUGCAAAGUCGGAGAUUCUUAUGAGAGGGGUUGGGGAAGUGGUAAUUUAAAAGGAAAAAAAUUAUUGAAAAGUGAUUGCUCUGUUUUGUGAAAUGGGAAAGUCCGUAAUAUACGACUAUUGCGAAAAGCAAAGCUAAAAUGAAAUAUUGCGAAGUUCAAAAUAAAGGAGACGCUA
Molecule: messenger RNA, 1357 nt
Organism: Rhopilema esculentum
Lineage: Eukaryota; Metazoa; Cnidaria; Scyphozoa; Rhizostomeae; Rhizostomatidae
Molecular function (GO): phosphatidylinositol-4-phosphate binding
Source: RefSeq, a predicted model, not a curated record